Polyodon spathula (Mississippi paddlefish) is the source of this 2164-nucleotide messenger RNA. Its product is annotated as tubulin beta chain. Gene Ontology annotation, cellular component: cytoplasm; microtubule. Lineage: Eukaryota; Metazoa; Chordata; Actinopteri; Acipenseriformes; Polyodontidae. The record is from RefSeq and is a predicted model, not a curated record. Bases 168 to 1502 code for a protein of 444 amino acids. Gene Ontology annotation, molecular function: GTPase activity; GTP binding; structural constituent of cytoskeleton. Gene Ontology annotation, biological process: microtubule cytoskeleton organization; mitotic cell cycle. The transcript is spliced from 4 exons.
AAGCCCAUCUUGCGCUUUUCCUGCUGUCUGGUAGGUAGCGGUGGGGUCAGGCUGUGGCGGGCUCAGCACGAAAAGCAACGGUGCAUUUUUUUUUUUUUUGACAUCCCCAAAACAUAAAAAAAAAAAAACAGGGCUUUUAAGCCGAAGCAACUUCUUAAAAUUCCACAAUGAGGGAAAUUGUACACAUCCAAGCCGGCCAGUGCGGAAAUCAAAUAGGGGCGAAGUUCUGGGAAGUGAUCAGUGAUGAACAUGGUAUUGACCCGACAGGUACCUACCAUGGUGAUAGUGACCUGCAGCUGGACAGAAUCAGUGUCUACUACAAUGAGGCCACAGGUGGUAAAUACGUUCCCAGAGCCAUCCUGGUCGAUCUGGAACCCGGAACCAUGGACUCUGUACGCUCAGGCCCCUUUGGACAGAUCUUCAGACCAGACAACUUUGUUUUCGGACAAAGUGGUGCUGGCAACAACUGGGCUAAGGGUCAUUACACAGAGGGAGCUGAGCUGGUAGACUCAGUCCUGGAUGUGGUGAGGAAAGAGGCAGAAAGCUGCGAUUGCCUGCAGGGCUUCCAGCUCACUCACUCCCUGGGAGGAGGCACCGGCUCCGGGAUGGGCACUCUGCUCAUCAGCAAGAUCCGAGAGGAGUACCCCGACCGCAUCAUGAACACGUUCAGCGUGGUACCCUCCCCUAAAGUCUCGGACACAGUCGUCGAGCCCUACAACGCCACCCUGUCCGUUCACCAGCUGGUGGAAAACACGGACGAGACCUACUGCAUCGACAACGAAGCUCUGUACGACAUCUGCUUCCGCACGCUCAAGCUCACCACCCCCACCUACGGAGAUCUCAACCACCUGGUCUCCGCCACCAUGAGCGGCGUCACCACCUGCCUGCGUUUCCCCGGCCAGCUGAAUGCAGAUCUGCGCAAGCUUGCGGUCAACAUGGUCCCCUUCCCUCGUCUGCAUUUCUUCAUGCCUGGGUUUGCCCCCCUCACCAGCAGGGGGAGCCAGCAGUACCGUGCCCUCACCGUCCCGGAGCUCACCCAGCAGGUGUUCGAUGCCAAGAACAUGAUGGCGGCCUGCGACCCGCGCCACGGGCGCUACCUAACCGUGGCGGCAGUGUUCCGUGGCCGCAUGUCCAUGAAGGAGGUGGAUGAGCAGAUGCUGAAUGUGCAGAACAAGAACAGCAGCUACUUCGUGGAGUGGAUCCCCAACAAUGUGAAGACAGCCGUCUGCGAUAUCCCUCCAAGAGGGCUCAAAAUGGCCGUCACCUUCAUCGGCAACAGCACGGCAAUCCAGGAGCUGUUCAAGCGCAUCUCCGAGCAGUUCACUGCCAUGUUCCGGCGCAAGGCUUUCCUGCAUUGGUACACCGGAGAGGGCAUGGAUGAGAUGGAAUUCACGGAGGCUGAGAGCAACAUGAACGACCUGGUGUCUGAAUACCAGCAGUACCAGGACGCCACCGCUGAAGAGGAAGGCGAGUUCGAAGAAGAGGCUGAGGAAGAUGCUUAGAGAGGGAGCGGGAUCCAUCCAAACCUCAGAACAGAGGGGGAGCAAAAAAAAAAGAAAGGCAGGCUGAACCAAGUGUGUUUUUGUUUUAUUUUUUUCACUGAGCUUUCACCAUUCCGAGUUGUAGAGUAGAAACCAAGACCGCCGACUGAAGUACUUAAAGUUGAAGGUAGAUACUAAAAAAAUCGUCUGGGUCUGUGCUCAAGCAUGUGAGAGCAGAUGCCUGGUUUCAUGUGUUUUUAUUAUACUCCCUAGUAUGGUUGGCCUGGCAAUGUCUGUUGUAAACCAAAAUCUAUUUCACACAGUAACGUUAAGAAAUCGCUUUUACUUGCGAUUUUAAGUGAUUACAGAUUAAGUGUUGAGACGAAGCCUGCAGACAGGUGGCUCAUUUCCAUAUUUCCAGUGCCCCCACAAAGCAAGCACCAAAAGAGGUUGGCAGUGUUCCAUGUGGAGUUGGUUCAGUCAGGUGGGAUCGUGGCUAGCGCUGGAAAACGCUUUGCCCCGAUCACCCAAUCCUGAGAACACAGAGCACAUCAAUGCGUUAUUUUACUUUUUAUUGAAAAGCAAAAAGAAUGGAGAAUGUUUUUUGGAAUCAGGCGAUUGCUCCCUGGUUGUGAAUGUUUCUGCUUCACUUUAUUCACAAACUUGGAGAUCUGAAAGUUUAA